This is a messenger RNA of Batrachochytrium dendrobatidis JAM81, 1590 nucleotides long. RefSeq lists its product as uncharacterized. NCBI's taxonomy places the organism in Eukaryota, Fungi, Chytridiomycota, Chytridiomycetes, Rhizophydiales. The record is from RefSeq and is a predicted model, not a curated record. Gene Ontology annotation, cellular component: endomembrane system; membrane. The coding region runs from base 1 to 1590 and encodes 529 amino acids. The transcript is spliced from 11 exons.
AUGCCUAAUGUACAGUAUACUGUUUUGAAGUUGACUAAACAUUUUGUUAAGGACCUUUAUUUCUAUAUUUCAGAAAAUGAAAGGCAUUCGUCAUCGGAUCUUCUUGUGUGGAAGGAAGUCGGUAUUGCAUUUGGCAAUUGGUCUGACAUUCGUCAAACCGAACUUGAUAUUUCGUGCUCAAAGUCUGUCCAACACAAUGGCACUCUUUACGCUCAUAUCUAUCUCACGCAGUCGGGUAUAUCUCCAGAUAGCCAAAUAGCUCGUGCCAAUCCCGACGGAAGCCUUUAUAUUCGCAAAUUGCUUACUCGCUAUAUGCCAAAAAAGGCGGAUACGAUUAAAAAGAAGCUGGUGGCAAGAGAUUCAAAAUCAACUCAAAGCUCAUCUACUAGUGCUGAUCUCGACGACGAAUCCAGCACCAAUCAUCCAAACAUAGACUCUGGUAUUGCCGAAUCAUCCAAGCCUCUGCCUAUUAUCUCAUACUGGUGGCCAAAUGUUACCAUCAACAUCGUGGCUUCUGAUGAUGAUAUUCCAGCAGCUAAUCUAAGACUGGCACAAGAUAAUUUCCAUUUUCUUCCAAUUUACUAUGUAAAUGAUUUCUGGCUUCUUAAUGAUCAAAUUCAUCCCAUUAACGAUACCAUCAAAACCCUUCAUAUGAGUAUCAGAUAUGCCCCCAUUGAACUUUGGCGCUUUCAACUUUACCAACAAUUUGACGAGUCUUUUCGCCUUCAGCAUGAAAUGAUGGGUGUUCAAACCCAUGAAACCGAUGUUAUGAAGCGGAUGUUUAUUGAAACAAAUCCGGUUCUUCUGGCAGUAACCAUGUUUGUUUCGAUUCUCCACAGUGUUUUUGAUUUUCUGGCUUUUAAAAAUGACAUUGAUUUUUGGAGAAAGAGAAAAGACAUGGAGGGUUUAUCAUUUCGCGCAAUUAUUCUCAAUGUCGUGUUUCAAGCAAUUAUUUUCCUGUAUCUAUUGGACAACGAAACAUCUUGGAUGAUUUUGGCAUCAAAUGGUGUCGGACUGCUGAUUGAAAUUUGGAAGAUCAACAAGACUGUUAUAAUCAAGAGAAAACCUGAAUUUCCGUUUGUGGAGUUUAUUGAUCGAGUAAAACCGUCGAAACUAACUGAAAAAACUCGGAAAUUCGAUCAGAUGGCUUUUGGUUAUCUGUCAUACGCUCUUUUCCCCCUGUUGGUAGCCUACACGAUCUAUUCGUUAGUUUAUGAAGAACACAAGAGCUGGUAUUCGUUUGUUGUGGGCACUUUAGUUGGAUUUGUCUAUACUUUUGGAUUUAUUAGCAUGACACCUCAACUUUUUAUCAACUACAAGCUAAAGUCUGUAGCUCAUAUGCCCUGGAAGACGUUCAUGUAUAAGGCCUUGAAUACCUUUGUUGACGAUCUUUUUGCUUUUGUCAUCAAAAUGCCAUGGUUGCACCGACUUGCCUGUCUUCGUGACGAUGUUGUGUUUGUAGUGUAUUUAUAUCAAAAAUGGGUGUAUCCUGAAGACAAGCGUCGCCGUAACGAAUUUGUAUGUAUUUUUGGAUGCUCGUUGGAAAUCGAAUAUUUAAGCUUUACUAUGCUUGGCUCGUUUUAUCUUUAG